Molecule: messenger RNA, 915 nt
Organism: Mucor velutinosus
Lineage: Eukaryota; Fungi; Mucoromycota; Mucoromycetes; Mucorales; Mucoraceae
Exons: 7
Coding region: 1-915 (304 amino acids)
Cellular component (GO): nucleus
Molecular function (GO): protein binding
Source: RefSeq, a predicted model, not a curated record
AUGCCUACUACAUAUAUUCCUACUAUUGUUCACGAUGACGCUCAUACUGAUGGUGUCUGGGACGUUGCUUGGUCAAACCAUAGCAACUUGGUUAUCACAGGCUCUGAAGACAAUACAAUCAAAUGCUGGGAUGGUGCAUCAGGAGAGUUGAAAUACACACUUGAAGGACACGCUAUGGGUGUCAUUUCCGUAGAUGCCUCCGUGGACGGCACUCGCCUUGUUUCGACUUCAAUCGAUUCCAACAUUCGUAUUUGGGAUCUCGAAAAUGAAGGAAAGCUCAUCAAAUCAAUCACAGCAGCUCCUGUCGAAGCCUGGAAAGCAAAGAUUAGUCCAGAUGGACAGUAUGUUGCCACUGGAUCACACAACGGCGACAUUAACUUUUUCAGCGUGGAAUCAGGAGAGAAAGUAAACAGUUUACCCACCAAGAACAAGUUCAUCAUGUCAACUGCUUAUAGUCCUGAUGGUAGAUAUGUUGCAGGUGGAGCUGAGGAUGGCGCUAUUUACGUAUUCAAUAUCGAGACAAAUCAAUUAGCACACACAUUAUCUGGCCAUGCCAUGGCUGUGCGUACACUCUCUUUUGCAAGUGACAGUAAAACAUUGAUCAGCGGAAGUGAUGACAAAUGUAUUCACGUGUACGAUGUGGAGCACGGUCAAUUGGCAUCCACCUUGACUGGCCAUUCAGACUGGAUCUUGUCUGUAGCUGCCAACCCAGAUAUCAGCAAGCAGCAAUUGGCUAGCUGUGGAUCUGAUAAACGUAUCAAAAUUUGGGAUCUUGCUUUGAGAUCGGUAUUGGAGACACAUGAAGUACAUACAGAUCAGGUUUGGGGAAUUGCAUGGAAUUCAGAGGGCACAAAGUUGGCAUCUGGCUCUGACGAUAAAUCUGUAAAGUGGUUUGCUAGUAGCGGUUCCUCUUGA